Messenger RNA from Paramuricea clavata, 384 nucleotides. NCBI's taxonomy places the organism in Eukaryota, Metazoa, Cnidaria, Anthozoa, Malacalcyonacea, Plexauridae. The record is from the annotation of a GenBank genome assembly.
AUGGCCGAGACAAAGAAACAAAAGCGAUUAAAAGCGAUACAAAAUAGUCACAGAAACGUUGUAAACAAUUUAUUACAAGAAGCGAACAAACUCAUUGGUGUUGACAGUUUAAGCGAGAAUCAAAAGGGACGAAUCGAAGUUAUAAGUACUCUAUCUGAAAACAAAUUGAAAACCCCGAAUGAAAUCGACCAAGAAAUCUUAAAUGUAUGUGAAUUGACAAAUAUAAGCAAUGAAAUUCAGGAAUCAGAGGAAAUUGUGGCCCGGAUUAUCGAUUGUCAACGAAGGAUUAAAGAAACGAAACAAAAACAGCGAUCGCCUGCAAUUAAUGUAAACACAGAAGUCGAAGCGAACGCCCAAACGAUAACGAGUACUUCUCAACCGCAA